AUGUCAUCCUCCAAACGAAAAGACAAAGACAAAGAUAAAUCCAAAGAUAAACCCAAAAAGCCAUACCAUAUAAAACGAUCCGACCUAGAUCUAGAAUUCUACGAACAGCAACAAGAACAGAAAUCAUUUUCGCUGUUAUUCUCUCGUUCCAUCAAUUCUCUCAUCCGUUCCAAACAGUUUUACGCAUAUUUGGUGUUACAAGGUAUAGCGGCAUGGUGGGGGUUGGGACAGGUGUUUUUCUGUGUGGGGAUUCUGUGGAUGAUGUAUGCGAAUACGGGGUUGAAAAAGAAGGAAGGGGAGAAGAGUAGUUGGAGUGUUUUUAAUAAGGGGUUUGAAGCAAUCGAAGGGUCGACGGAUAUGGAGGCUGUGGAAAGGGAGAUUCGGUCGAGGGGGUUGAUAUGA
Messenger RNA from Orbilia oligospora ATCC 24927, 402 nucleotides. RefSeq lists its product as uncharacterized. The transcript has 2 exons. The record is from RefSeq and is a predicted model, not a curated record. NCBI's taxonomy places the organism in Eukaryota, Fungi, Ascomycota, Orbiliomycetes, Orbiliales, Orbiliaceae. The coding region runs from base 1 to 402 and encodes 133 amino acids.